Magnolia sinica is the source of this 2113-nucleotide messenger RNA. RefSeq lists its product as uncharacterized. Lineage: Eukaryota; Viridiplantae; Streptophyta; Magnoliopsida; Magnoliales; Magnoliaceae. The record is from RefSeq and is a predicted model, not a curated record. The coding region runs from base 1346 to 2086 and encodes 246 amino acids. The transcript has 7 exons.
AUAUAUUUCAUAUAGGAAGUAUGAAAUAUAUUUAAGACCGAUCACAUCAAAGGGGCAAAGAAGAAAGGGCAGUGUGUCGAAGAACAAUGAACAUGAUUUCAUCAAUUGGUUACGAAAGGAGGUAUUUUUCUAAUUAUUCAUUUAAUUGAUAUAUUUGUUCAUAUAUAGUUAUUAUUUUUUUCUUAUUUGCAGUUGGAGUUUGUUGAGGGCGAGUUGACAUUGAAACGAUUAGUAGAUGGCCCUACGUUUAAGGCAAAAUGCUAUAACAAGUAUCGCGUGAAUGGUUUUAUAUUCUCUCCAAGUGAAUACGAGACUACUAAGUCAACACAAAAUAGUGGGGUGUCCAUGAAAGCCAUCACUAAAUAUAUGGCAAGUGUUAAAGGUAAGAAUUACAAAGAAGAUGAGGCUACCUAUUAUGGAGUAGUAAAACAGAUAAUCGAGUUGGAUUACACUGUCUUCCGUCAAACGGUAUUUUAUUGUGAUUGGGUCAGAGUGGAAGACAAGACCAAUGGAUGUAUUGUUGAUCCUAAGUCAAAUUUGGUAAUGGUAAAUAUGGAGAAAUUGAAAGGACAUGAGAAAGAAGGAGAUGAACCAUUCAUACUUGCAUCCCAAGCAAGUCAAGUAUUCUACUCCAAGGAUCAAACAAGGCCUGGAUGGUAUGUUGUUUUAAUGUCACCAAAAAGAUUGACGAAAGACGUGGACACACUUGAAGAUCUGACUCUGUUUUGCUCUUCUGGGGGCAAGAAUACAAAUUUAGAAAAUAUUAUAAAGGAAAUUGGCUAUGAGUUAUAGGUGAGCUACGACAUGUCAAUAGUCGAGGAGAACAUGUCAACUUCACAAGCACAUGCAUCAAAAAAUGCAGGAACUUCAUCGUCGUCAAAAAAUAAGCCUGUAAUCAGCUUAAAUGCAUUUGGACUACCUGUGGGUGAACACUCACAUAGGUUGACUACAAGAAGUAGAGAGUUGGUUCGCACCCAUGUCUCUAUUGCCAUCAAGGAUUGGCGUGCAGUGCCAAUGAGUAAGAAAGAAGAACUUUGGAAGCUCUUGCAGGACGAGUUUGUUAUUCCUCAGUCUUACAAGGAGAAAUGCUUUAAAAGCAUGUCCGAUAUGUUCAGGAAGUACAAGUGUAAAUUGAGGAUGAAGUACCUUGAUCCUCAUUCAAAUCUUGAUCCAAAUUAAACAACCGUCCACCAAGAGUUAGGCCUGAAGAUUGGGAAAUGUUCAUUGAACAUAAUUCGGAUCACAGAAUUGUAGAACAAAGGAAAAAAAAAAUGCCGAGAAUAGGAAAAUUUUAAAAAUUUACCAUACGAGUGGCAGGCAUGGCCACGCGAGAAUCGAGGAAGAAAUGCAACGCCAAAAGAAAGAUGGAGACACCCUGAUUAGUAGGACUGAAGUAUGGAUUAAAACCCAUACAAGAAAGGAUGGUUCUGUUCACAGUAAUGCGGCUUCACAUGUGGAAAAAGUCAAAGAAUUACUUGCUAGCGAAGGAAGUAAUUCCCACGACAUCCUCAACGAUCCAUUGACUCAAGUGUUUGGUCCUGAUACAAGGGGUCGUGUUCGAGGUGUUGGGACCACCGUUUCCCAAUCACAAAUCAGGGGGUCCGCUGCAGCUCUUGAAAAGAUCUCUUCGUAUAAAGGAAAAGUAGAAGAGCAAUCAUCUACAAUUCAAGAGCAAUCGUUCAAAAUUCAAGAGCUAUCUUCUAAAAUAGAUUUUCUUACGGACCAAAUUGGGGGUAUCAAAGAGAUGAUUCAGCAGCAACACAUGGAUUCGAUUCAACCGGAGAAUCCACAAUCGACUGGUGGACCCUCAGUUGGGAAUCAUCAAUGUGUAGAGAGAAUGCGGCCAUGCAAGUUGUACUCUUGGCGUAAAGAGCUCGUUGCUCAAGGGCGAGUUAUUUUGGCAGAUGGGCCUCAAAUGAUUCAUGGCAAACCUCUUCAAAAAGAUCUUUACAAGGUUGCCAUUGAUGUCAUUAUCAAAGGAGACGUCGAAUUGCCCGAGCCAGACGGAUAUCAUUCAACUUUAGGCGAAGUUGGAAUUGGCUCAUUUGUUGCAUGGCAUCAUUGCUUUACUGAGUUCACUGAUUAGCAACAAUUGUUUAAUACUUUUUUGGAC